Thlaspi arvense is the source of this 1143-nucleotide messenger RNA. NCBI's taxonomy places the organism in Eukaryota, Viridiplantae, Streptophyta, Magnoliopsida, Brassicales, Brassicaceae. The record is from the annotation of a GenBank genome assembly.
AUGGGUACAUCAGGAGGAGUUCCAAAGUUGAUUCCUUUGACAAGAGAGGAAUUGGAACAGAGGCUAUUGUUUUCAUCUCUUUAUAUGCCUCUACUCUCCAAACACAUCGAAGGGCUUAGCGAAGGAAAAUCUCUCUUGUUUUAUUUCGUGAGCCGAGAAGGCGAGACUGCCUCUGGGGAUCGAACACAGAUAAGCCCGCAUGGGAUUUCAACUUGUGCAGACACUACUCAGAGCAUGUACUGCCAGUUGCUUUGUGGGCUUCUACAACGAGAGAAUGUAACUCGCGUUGGUGCACCUUUUGCGUCUUCCUUCCUCAAAGUAAUCAAGUUCUUGGAAGAUCACUGGACUGAGUUAUGCUCCAACAUAAGGACUGGCCGUGUCAGUGACUGGAUCACAGACGAUCAAUGUGUUUCAGGGAUCGGUAAGUACCUCACAGCUCCAAAUCCAGAACUAGCGAGCCUAAUCGAGCAAGAAUGCAGUAAAACGUCAUGGGAGGCAAUAGUGAGGAGAAUAUGGCCAAAUGCAAAAUGCAUCGAAUCAAUCGUUACCGGCUCCAUGGCACAGUACCGUGUGGGGGAUGUUUUACGAGUGACUGGUUUCUACAACAACGCGCCACAGUUUCGUUUCGUGGGGAGACAAAAAGUUGUACUGAGCAUCGACAUGGACAAGACCUACGAAGAAGAUCUCCUCAAGGCAGUGACGAACGCGAAGCUCCUCCUCGAGCCACAUGACCUGAUGCUCAUCGACUUCACUAGCCGCGUGGAUUCCUCCUCGUUUCCAGGACACUACGUGCUCUACUGGGAACUCGGGAGCAAAGUCAAGGACGCGAAGCUCGAGCCCGACCCGGAGGUUAUGGAGGAAUGCUGCUUCACUGUUGAGGAGUCUCUGGACUCUGUUUACAGAAAAGGACGAAAGAAUGAUAAGAACAUUGGACCACUUGAGAUUAAGGUUGUUAGGCGUGGCGCUUUCGACCAGCUCAUGAACUUCUUCGUGUCUCGAGGCUCUUCCCUGAGUCAGUACAAGACGCCGAGGUCCGUGAUGAAUGAAGAAGCCUUGAAGAUGUUGGAGGCGACGGUUGUUUCCAGGUUUGUUAGCCGGAAAACUCCGUCUUGGGAGCUACAUGAGCUUCAUUCCAGCCGAUAA